Molecule: messenger RNA, 5536 nt
Organism: Gasterosteus aculeatus aculeatus (three-spined stickleback)
Lineage: Eukaryota; Metazoa; Chordata; Actinopteri; Perciformes; Gasterosteidae
Gene: megf6b
Product: multiple EGF-like-domains 6b
Biological process (GO): heterophilic cell-cell adhesion
Molecular function (GO): protein binding; scavenger receptor activity; calcium ion binding
Source: RefSeq, a predicted model, not a curated record
UCGCGCACAGACCUGCGGAAAGCGAGAAAACACACCGCACGUGAUGGCUGGGUCGUUUUUGGGAAAGUACAGAUCAUUUCCACGCGGAAGAACCUUUGUGCGCGUUUUAAGUUUCUCCCAGUGAGCGCUUGGAUUUUUUUUUAGUUAUCAUUCACUUAUUGAAACCUCGAUCCAGAAACAUGGAUAGUGUUUUUCAUUUUUUCCUAAUAUUUAUUAUAGAGGCUCAUGCAUUGAGUUAUGGCAUCACCAACAAUCUCCAACCGUAUAUGCCCAAUGUGUGCGUGGAGAGGGAGGUGACGCUGGUCGCCCAGAGGCAGCCGUGUGUGCAGGCCUUCACACGCAUGGUUAAAGUGUGGAAGCAAGGCUGUGCCGCCCAGUCGUGGUGCAUGGGAUACGAGAGGAGGACAGCGUACUACACUGCAUACAGACAAGUGUACCGACAGGAUUAUCAGACUGUGCACAAGUGUUGCCCUGGAUGGUCCCAACUUAAUGGAGAAGCAGGCUGUCUGUAUCCUGUCUGCAGCUACGGCGUGUGCUUCAAUGGGGGCCAGUGUCGGGUUGGAUCCACUCAGCUCUGUGACUGUCCUGCAGGGUUCAACGGACCCAGCUGCCAGUAUGAUGUCAAUGAAUGUGAGGAGACCAAUGGAGCGUGUGAGGCUCUGUGCUGUAACACCAUCGGAAGUUACUACUGCAGGUGCCCUGCAGGACAAAAACUCAAUGAAGAUGGCAAGAGCUGUCAAGAUAUUGAUGAGUGCCAGGUACAUAAUGGAGGCUGCCAGCACAGAUGUGUGAACACCAGGGGCUCGUAUUACUGUGAAUGCCACCCAGGCUCUCGCUUGCACGUGGACGGCCGCACCUGCCUGGCUGUUCAUUCGUGUGCCGUCAGCAAUGGAGGAUGUGAACACUACUGCAUGCAGCAGUCUGCCGCUCAUUUCCGCUGUCGCUGUAAAGCAAACUAUGUGCUGGCUGAGGACGGCAAGCAUUGUAAAUUGCAGAAUCCUUGUGCAGAUCAAAACGGAGGCUGUGUGCACGAGUGUCGGGCCGAUGGUGGCAAAGCUCACUGUGACUGUAAAGCUGGUUACAUCUUGGCAGAAGACGGGAAAACCUGCCAAGAUGUCGACGAGUGUGAAAAAGAGGCCGACUGUGCUCACGGCUGCCGCAACACGCUGGGCUCCUACGCCUGCGUGUGCAACGCUGCCUAUGAGCUGGGAUCUGAUGGAAAACAUUGUUACAGAAUCGAGAUGGAGAUCGUGAACAGCUGCGAGAACAACAAUGGAGGCUGUUCCCACCACUGCCAACACUCAACCAGUGGGCCUGUUUGCUCCUGUAACCACGGUUACAGGCUAGACGACGACCUCAAAACAUGUGCUGACGUCGACGAGUGCGGCGAGCAGAGCUCCUGCUGUGAGCAGGACUGCACCAACUACCCCGGGGGUUACGAAUGUUACUGCUCGGCAGGAUACAGACUCGACAAUGACGGAUGUAGCUGUGAUGAUGUAGACGAGUGUCUGGCAUCUAAUGGCGGUUGUGAUCACACGUGCCAGAACAGCGCGGGUUCCUUUCAGUGUUUCUGCCGCCGGGGUUUCCGUCUCGACGAGGACCGGCAAUCCUGUAUCCCAUUAGAAGACGCGAUUGAAGCCCUGUCCAGCGGAGCUGCCAUCGAGUUGCCCCUCAUUCAACCCCUGCUCACCUUGAUGCAGGACUACAACCAACCGCUGGAGCGCUACGACGACUACGAGGACGACGACGGGGAGCUGAGGGCCGAGAGUAACCUGGCAGAGAAAUUCGUGUGUUUGGAUGAUACCUUUGGCAGUGACUGCAGUUUGACAUGUGACGACUGUUCCAAUGGAGGAAAAUGUAACUCGUGGAAAAAUGGCUGCGACUGUCCUGCAGGAUGGAUGGGUGUCGUGUGCAACCAGACAUGCCCCGAGGGAUAUUUUGGUAAAAACUGCUCAUUCCCCAGUAAGUGUAAGAACGGUGCCACGUGUGAUCCGAUCACUGGGAGCUGCCGGUGUCCCCCCGGGGUCAGCGGAGACGUGUGUCAGGAUGGAUGUCCUAAGGGCUUCUAUGGGAAGCAGUGCAAUAAGAAGUGUAAUUGUGCCAAUAACGGGCGCUGCCACCGGACCUACGGAGCCUGUCUGUGUGAUCCUGGACUCUACGGACGCUUCUGCCACCUGCCUUGUCCAAAGUGGACCUUCGGUCCCGGCUGCUCUGACGAGUGUCAAUGUGUCCAGCAAAACACUCUACAGUGUCACCGCCGCCACGGCACAUGUGUUUGUAAAUCGGGUUACCAGGGCAACACCUGUGAGGAAGAGUGCAAGCCGGGUACUUACGGAGCCGGUUGUGCGAAAAAGUGCUCUUGUCCACUCGGAGUGUCAUGUAAUCACGUCACUGGAGCGUGCCAACGAAAAUGCCCUCCUGGUCGUCACGGAGAAAACUGUGAUCAGGACUGUCCAGUGGGGAGGUUUGGAGCUGGCUGCGUCCAUCCCUGCAACUGCACAGGCUCCCCAUGUGACAAAGUGUCGGGACGAUGCAAGUGUCCCGCGGGGACGGCAGGAAAGCGCUGUGAGAACUUGUGCCCCGAUGGUUUUUGGGGUUCAGGGUGCACAGAAACCUGCCCUGCUUGUGAGAACGGCGGCGUGUGCGACAAACACAACGGGUCGUGUAACUGCCCUUCGGGGUUAAUGGGCAGAUUGUGCCAGAACUCGUGCCCGAGUGGACGUUUCGGCCAAGCGUGCCAAAUGAAGUGUGUGUGUGAGAAUAACGCUCGCUGUGAUCCGGUGGCCGGGCGGUGCACAUGCGCUCCUGGCUGGACUGGACACAACUGCAGGAAAGGCUGCGAUGCAGGACAUUGGGGGGAGGACUGUGCAGAAACAUGUGACUGCAGGAACGGAGACGGCAGCUGCGACGGCGUGACGGGCCAGUGCAACUGUGAGGCUGGUUACACUGGAACACGCUGCCACCAGAAGUGCCCUGCAGGUAUGUUCGGUCUGGGCUGUCGCCGUCGUUGUCAGUGUGACAACAAUGCGUUGUGCGACCAUGUGAGCGGCGCUUGCACCUGCCAGGUGGGAUGGACUGGAACCUUCUGUGAAAAGCCUUGUCCUCCGGGUUUCUACGGACUGGACUGCCAGGAGAAAUGUUCCUGUCUAAAUGGCGGCAGCUGCGACCACGUCAGCGGACUUUGUUCCUGUCCUGCCGGCUGGAUCGGCUCCUCCUGCGACCUGACGUGCCCAACCGGUUUCUAUGGGGAAGGAUGUAACCAAACCUGUAGCUGCCGCAACGAUGGCAUCUGCCACCCGGCCAGUGGGCAGUGUGUGUGCACGCCCGGCUGGACCGGACCCAACUGCACAGAAGAAUGCCCUCCAGGGUUUUACGGAGGAGACUGUCAGCAGCGCUGCCUGUGUCAGAAUGGAGCCACCUGUAACAAGAGCACUGGGAAGUGUUCAUGUGCCAGUGGAUGGACGGGCACAGCCUGCGAACUCGAGUGUGUGGCGGGCCGGUUCGGGAGGGACUGCCAGCAGCAGUGUGAAUGUGAGAAUGGCGGCCAGUGCGACGCGCUGACCGGACGCUGCAGCUGCAGCGGCGGCUGGGUCGGAGGGCGCUGCGAGAGAGCAUGUGAAGCGGGCCUGUUCGGCGCCGGCUGUGAGGAGCGGUGUCGGUGUGUGCACGGGGAUUCAUGUCAUCACGUCACUGGAGCGUGUCGGUGCCUGCCGGGCUGGAGAGGAAAACUCUGCGAUAAAGCAUGUUUACCGGGUAUGUUCGGAGAGGGCUGCAUGCACCACUGCGCCUGUGCUCAGGGCACGUCCUGCCACCACGUCUCUGGAGACUGCGGCUGUCCUCCCGGAUUCAAGGGAAAUGGCUGUGAGCAGACUUGUCUCCCAGGAACAUUUGGACAGAACUGUAAUCAGGUUUGCCGGUGCUCGGAGACAAACCAGCUCUGCCACCCGGUGUCCGGGUUAUGCUACUGCGCUCCAGGUUUCCACGGCCGCAGAUGUGACCAAAUUUGUCGAAAGGGUCGUUACGGCCUAAACUGUGAAAGCGAGUGCCAGUGUGAGAAUGGAGGGAGGUGCAUUCCGUCCACUGGAGCCUGUGAUUGUCCAGCCGGUUUUAUAGGAGCGAGCUGCAACAUCACGUGUCCGGCCGGGCGGUACGGAGUGAACUGUGCUCGGGUGGAGCUGUGCGGAGACGGUGCCCAGAAUGACCCCGUCACCGGUCGCUGCAAGUGCGUCGCCGGUCGAAGAGGAAGCGACUGUGCACACGGUUGCCUUCCAGGCUGGUUUGGGGCGGAAUGCGUUGAACGCUGUAACUGCAGUAAUGGCGGCGUGUGUGACUCUGUGACCGGGGGCUGUAUGUGCAGUUUGGGUUGGACCGGUUCACACUGCAAUAAAGAAUGUCCUGAGGGCAGAUUUGGUGCCAACUGUCAGCUGAAAUGUAACUGUCAAAAUAACAGCACUUGUGACAGAGUGACGGGGACGUGUCGCUGUGGUCCAGGAUACUAUGGACAGCUGUGUGAACAUGCCUGUCCCCCCGGCCUCCACGGCCCGCUGUGCCAGCUGCAGUGCGACUGCAUGAACGGAGCGUCCUGUCACCCGGCGUCGGGCGCCUGCGUUUGUCCUCCAGGAUACCACGGAGCUCGCUGCCACAGAGUGUGUGAACAGGGGACCUUCGGUCAUGGCUGUGCUAAUGUGUGUGACUGUGAGGAAGACUCCCCAUGUGACCCUGUGAGAGGAAGAUGCCUCUGCUCCUCAGGGAGGACUGGACUCAAGUGUGACAUUGAGUGCAGAGAGAAUCGCUUCGGGCCCGACUGCGCAGAGACCUGCCAGUGUGGCAACGGGUCGCAGUGCGACCGACGCAACGGCCGCUGCAGCUGCCUGCACAGCUGGAUCGGCCUCACCUGUCAAGAAGGUGGACCUCCACGCAUCACCGACAGCCGGAGAGGAGACUCGCAGCAUGAGAACUCGUUAUAGCACCGGGGCGGAUUUUUUUUACUGAAGUGGCCCAAAAAUGAGACAGGAAGUUGCAGCAGGUAGACCAACGUGGAAAUAGACUAAUGAGAACUGCCGUUGCAUGUUUGGAGCCGAGCUGGACGAUACGUCUCUGAACUGUCACAGUGGAACCCAGCUUCUCGCUGUCGAGAUGGAUCAUUGAAGCUUUUAGUCUUCAGGACAACGUGGUUACUGCACCUUUGGUAUUUUUCAUUUAAAAUUGUUGUCCUUGAAAUACCUUUUGCAGGUAGUGUGUAUAAAAUCUCUUUAUUUUGUAAGGAAAAAUACAAAAGAUUUCUGAAUCCAUAUCAGUAGUAUUAAUGUUUUUUUAUGAAGUACUACUCAGUCAAAUGGUGCAAAAAAAACUUGAAUGCCUUAAUUGACAGCUGGACUCUACAUUUAUUUUGCACCUUCUUGAAGGUUCAAAUGUAAAGUCUUAAAUAUUUUUCCUUGAAUCGAUUUUUGUGUAUAAAUUGCUUCAUAUUUAUAUUUCUCAGUUGUACACAAUUGAAAUGUUCUUUGGGAGACUAAUAAACUAACAACCAAUGAUA